AUGACUGCUUUCACACUAAUCAUCGCGUUCCAAUUGCUGAGCGCAGGCUCGGCUCUCUCCCCCAUUGAGCCAUUCCUGCUAGCCAAGCCAGACUUCAGCCUUGUAGAGCAGCAUCAAGGGAGAUGGUCAAACAUGUCCAUCGCCUUCGAUGAUCCACUAGAUGAGCGCCAUCUCUUUUCAAGACAAUCUCAAGGCUGUGAGGAUCCUGGCUACGGUAAUAUCUCCACAUACCCUGCCCAAACAUCGAUAAAUGCUGUCCCGCUGGCGACUCAUGCCAACAAAGUGGCUGUUGCAGUUACGGCCAAGUUCAAUGCUCGAGUAGCUCGUGCUACGAUCCAGAAACGCAAGUCUGCUGCAAAGACGGUUUUUCUUGUCCGAAAGGUCGCGACUGCGUGCCCGGGGGCUGUUGUCCAACAGGCCAGCAACCGUGCGGGGCAUCUCACUGCUACGAUCCGGAAAAGGAGCAAUGCUGCAAGGACGCCUCGCGCGGAUGUGACAAAGAUCUCACCUGCUGCGGCCAAGACUGCUGUUCAAAGUACGCGAAAUGCAACAACGCCCGACGGAGAGGAGGAAGCUCCGGAAUUCACCUGUGUACCUGUGACUGCAACAGACGCUGUGGGAGACACGUUAGAGUUAGGUGAUGAUUGCGGAUUGACGUUGCAGCUCGCUAUUUUCAACUCCACCAACUCAUCAUCGAGCACGACGGCGACACCGACACCGAGAAUGAAGCCGAGAGCCCCGCAGGCGUCGCCAGCGGACGAUACAUGUCUUUACACCAGCACAAACAUAGUGACAUAUACGAAGAAUACGAUCACGACUACCACCACGACUGUGACCAGGGAGGAGCCUACCCAGAGCUUUUCGUGUCCGCCUAUGAGUGUCACGAAUGGCGUGGGCGAUGAGUUGAGCUUGGAUGAGGAAUGUGGCUAUAAAGGGAUGCUCGCUGGAGCGGAGCGCCCGACAGAAAGCCUGACAGCGAUGUCAGGAUCAAAGCUACUCGAACGAGUCUCGCACUCAUUCCACUUCCGUGACCACCAUAAGCAGGCUGGCAAUGUCAUGGUUGCGCCGCUUUAUGAGUUCAGCCUUAGUGUGGAUGAAUCCAGUUAUGUUGCGACGAUUGAAGACGUGCGGAGGAUGUUAGAGGAUACGUUUCAAACCACGUAUCGCACUGAAGACAUCCAGGCAGUGGUUCAGAAAGCUCGAGAUAGAGAGAAAGGCAGCGAAGAAGGCGGCCAGGACGAAUUCUGGGGGGUCGGCGAGCAGGGUCUGAGCGCGUGCUUCGAAGCGAGAGUGGGCACACUGAUGCAUGGGCAGUAG
Molecule: messenger RNA, 1317 nt
Organism: Bacidia gigantensis
Lineage: Eukaryota; Fungi; Ascomycota; Lecanoromycetes; Lecanorales; Ramalinaceae
Exons: 5
Coding region: 1-1317 (438 amino acids)
Source: RefSeq, a predicted model, not a curated record